GGGCUGGAGCGCAUCUGGGUGCGUGUCCCUCGCUCCCCGGCGGCAUCGCCCAGCCGUGAGCGCCUCUGGGAGCCAACCGGCAGCGGGGCAGCGCCAUGGGGGCCGGAGGAGGGCUGGGGCUGGCGGCCGUGCUGGCGGCCGCGGUGCUGUGCGGACCCGGGGCGCUCGCCGGGCGCGUCCUCAGCGGCCAGAAGGUGUGCUAUGGUGCCUUCAAGCAUUCGUGUUACAAACUAGCCUAUUUCCAGGACUUGUCUAGACGCGUGGGCUUCCAGGAGGCCCGCCAGGCCUGUGAAAUCGAUGGUGGGGCUUUACUGAGCUUGGAAAGUGAAGCUGAGCAGCAGCUGAUAGAAAACAUGCUGCAAAACCUCACCAAAUCAGGCUCUGGGAUUUCUGAUGGUGAUUUCUGGAUUGGGCUGUGGAGAAGCGGCGAUGGACUGGCCACGUCGAGUGCUUGCCCCGACCUCUACCAGUGGGCUGAUGGAAGUAUGUCACCAUUCAGAAACUGGUACACAGAUGAGCCUUCCUGUGGAAGUGAAGCCUGUGUGGUGAUGUAUCACCAGCCAACUGCAAACCCUGGUCUGGGAGGGCCAUACCUUUAUCAAUGGAACGAUGACAGAUGCAACAUGAAGCACAAUUUUAUUUGCAAAUAUGCCCCAGAUAAUGUCUUAGAAAAAGAAUUAGGAGACAGAGCAGAGCCAGAAUACGAUAUUUUUCCAACAGUGCCAGCAGGAAAUCCUUAUGACACAAGCAAACCAGAAGAUCAGUAUCAUAUUAUUGCUACUGAAACAGGUAUAAUUCCGAAUUUAAUUUAUGUUGUAAUACCCACUAUACCACUGCUGCUGUUGAUACUGGUGGCUUUUGGGACUUGCUGUUUCCAGAUGCUUCAUAAAAGGGAAGCAAGGAGAAACUGCUUCAAAGACCCAUCUCCAUUAUCAUCUGAAUGCCUUGCAGAAAGUUUAAAUUCCAACCUGUAAAGGAAGAACAAAAACCAGUCCAAACCAGUCCACACUAUGGAUUUCAAAGACGCCUAGGAAGGACAGUAGCAUGGAGGUAUAAUGAUUUACUGACUGAAAAUGAGGCAAAAAUAACAUUUUGCAGUGAGGCUGUAUUAUAAUGUCGUCAAAGAACAUUAGCUUGGAAUGGCUUGAAAAUGCAAAGGAUCUACAAGAAUGAACUGUAAGCUCCCCCUUGAGGCAAAUGUUCAGAUCAUUUUUAUAUGAUGUUUGUUUAUUAAUUCAGUAACAAAAUAUGCCAUGCUAAAUAAAGGGUAUGUGUUUAUUUUGCUAAGAGAUGUAAGUUAGCUAGUUGUGAGCAAUGAAAUGAACAGAGCAUUUGAAGUUUUUAUGGGGAAAUAUCCACAGUGUAUGUCAGUUUUAAGACUGUUUGUAGUUAAACAAACCUCCUCUGUUUCUUUUAGUCUCUCAUGCAUUGUAUUGUAUAGUCAAUGUACAGUAAAUGGAACUGACAAUUUUACAGUGUAACAAUUAUUUAUCUUUGCAUAAAAGUUUGAUAC
Messenger RNA from Camarhynchus parvulus, 1513 nucleotides. It is a transcript of the gene CHODL, whose product is annotated as chondrolectin. Bases 96 to 974 code for a protein of 292 amino acids. The transcript is spliced from 8 exons. The record is from RefSeq and is a predicted model, not a curated record. Gene Ontology annotation, biological process: positive regulation of axonogenesis. Gene Ontology annotation, cellular component: cytoplasm. NCBI's taxonomy places the organism in Eukaryota, Metazoa, Chordata, Aves, Passeriformes, Thraupidae.